AUGAAUCGAAAAUUCUAUAUAAUAAUUGUUAUUCUAUUCCUCCAUGGACUUAUGGUAAAAUCUCAAACAUACGACAAGAAAACAAUAGAUGGUAUGGUUUUAAAAAUGCUAUGGGAGAAAGUGUACGCAUCGUAUGACGUCAAAAGUAAAGAGCUGGCGAUAAAAAAACUCAGAAACGCCGGUGAAUACGAUCAUCUCAUUCUUUAUUUACAGAAGGUGAAAAAAGAAAAAGUGAAAAAAGUGAUCAAUUUAGUCGGUGAAGUUAUGUUGGCGUACAUGAGU
Messenger RNA from Brenthis ino (lesser marbled fritillary), 282 nucleotides. The record is from the annotation of a GenBank genome assembly. NCBI's taxonomy places the organism in Eukaryota, Metazoa, Arthropoda, Insecta, Lepidoptera, Nymphalidae.